GCUGGACACAAGCAGGGCGAUAUAUACCACAAGGCGCGAGGCGGAAGGGUCGCGAGUUGUGCGCGGUUGCUGCUGAGGUCAAGCUCUUCUCAGAAUGGAAAUGGACGGGUACCAGUCUGAAUCCGAAAUCGAUUCUGAUGAAGAGCUUCAGGAAGCCUUCAGAGCUGGAAAGCUGCAGCCUGGUCUGAACAUUGUGAAGGAAAGACCUGUCAAAACGUUUGCUAAUAAUGAGAAAGCGAUGCUGGCCAAGCUGGAGCAGUUCCGACUGCAGCUGCCCUGGCUGGAGCGGCUGGACAGCGUGAACGCGCCGGCCCCGCUGGCGCCCGAGCUGAAGCGUGACCAGCAGCAAAUUGCAUCUCAAGAUACGGAUGGCGCGUUGGCAGAGGACGACUUCAAGAGGGAAAUGAUGUUUUACCGGCAGGCUCAGGCGGCCGUGCUGGAGGGCCUGCCGCGCCUGCAGGCGCUUGGCGUGCCUACCCGGCGGCCGGACGACUUCCUCGCCCAGAUGGUCAAGUCGGACGAGCAGAUGGACAAGGUGCGUAAGUUCCUGAUCCAUCAGAAGACGAAGAAGGAGAUGUCGGAGAAGGCGCGCAAGCUACGGGAGCUGAAGAAGAUGGGCAAGAAAACGCAGGUGGAGGCGCAGCAGCGCAAGGCCAAGGAGAAGCGCGACAUGCUGGAGCAGGUCAAGAGGUUCAGGAAGGGCACUGACAAGAGCCUCGACUUUUUGGACGGCCCGGCCGACGACGACGGCAGGGGAAAGCAGCGCAAGGGCAAGGCCGGCCCGAACAAACGCCAACUGUCAAAGAAGCGCGAGGAGAAGAACGCUCGCUUCGGCCACGGCGGCCGGAAGCGCGGCCAGAAGCGCAACACGGCCGAGAGCGCCUCCGACACCGCCUGGGUCAAGGGCAAGGCCCGCGGCGGCAAGAAAUUCGUGACCAGGACCCACGGCAAGGGCGGCCCCAACAAGCGGCCUGGCAAACAGGCCAGGCAGAACAUGAAGUCGCGCACUAAGAGCAGAGGGAAAUGACGGCACGCUGUGUAAUGUUUCUCUUGUGAUGUCAUUUGUAAUACACGUGUACGCUGUAG
Pollicipes pollicipes is the source of this 1086-nucleotide messenger RNA. Its product is annotated as putative rRNA-processing protein EBP2. Gene Ontology annotation, biological process: ribosomal large subunit biogenesis; rRNA processing. Gene Ontology annotation, cellular component: nuclear periphery; preribosome, large subunit precursor; nucleolus. The coding region runs from base 95 to 1027 and encodes 310 amino acids. Lineage: Eukaryota; Metazoa; Arthropoda; Thecostraca; Pollicipedomorpha; Pollicipedidae. The record is from RefSeq and is a predicted model, not a curated record. The transcript is spliced from 8 exons.